Messenger RNA from Dictyostelium discoideum AX4, 1485 nucleotides. RefSeq lists its product as hypothetical. Gene Ontology annotation, cellular component: membrane; Golgi apparatus; Golgi cisterna membrane. The transcript has a single exon. Bases 1 to 1485 code for a protein of 494 amino acids. Gene Ontology annotation, biological process: glycoprotein biosynthetic process. The record is from RefSeq and is a predicted model, not a curated record. Gene Ontology annotation, molecular function: glycosyltransferase activity; fucosyltransferase activity. Lineage: Eukaryota; Evosea; Eumycetozoa; Dictyosteliales; Dictyosteliaceae.
AUGAAUAAUAGAAAUAUUAAAUUUGUUUUUUUAUUAUUACUUUUACUUAUGUUUUUUGUGAUUUUCAAUUCACCAAUAUCAAGAAAUAUUAAUAAUAAAUAUAAAUUUAAAGAAGAAAUUAUAGAAGAUGAUAAUAAUAAUAAUAAUAAAAAUGAAGAUAAUAAAAUAAAUAAUAAUGAUAAUGAAAAUAAUAAUAAUAAUAAAAAAGAUAAUUUUAUUAAAAAGAAUUUUUUUGGUAAUAAUUAUAUAAUAAAUAAACAAGGUAAAAAAAUUAAAAUUUCAGAUGAAAAAGUAUUAAAAGAAUAUCCAUUUCCAUUGAUUGAUUUGAAAACUCGUUAUAAUACUUAUUUCUUUGAACCAAUGACAUCAAUGUAUAAGAAAUUUCCAGAUGUUGGUAAAAGAGUUCAUUAUUGUAAAGAUUUGAAUAAUCCAAAUGGUGAUAAUGUUACAGUUACCUUUCAAUCAAUGUAUCCAUCACAUGAACCAACUUUACAAAUUUAUUUCAAUCAUUAUUUCGAUUUCCCACCUGAGGAGAUACCAUCAUCACCUCCAUCAUCAACAAUUCCAAGAGUUUUACAUUCAUUAGAACCACCCUAUCAAAGAUUUUGUACUAUUUAUGAACAUUGUUCAAAUAAAUUCAAUUGGUCAAUCUCUUAUGAACGUACUGCAGAUAUACGUACUGGUCAUUGUGAUGAUGAAGAAAUUUUUCAAAUUUUACCUUGGGAAUUGGAUACGUUUGUAAUGGAGAAUAAAACAAAAUUUGCAAGAGAAUUUAAUAAUAGAAAUAAAAAUUUAGAAAUUAAUAAUAUCAAUAGCAACAGUAGUAGUAAUGUGCAACAACAACAACAACAUCUUGAUCAUCAUCCAUUGGCAAGUUGGUUUUGUUCAAAAUGUAAUAUUCAUUUAAUUAGUAAUAGAUUCGAAUAUGUUAGAGAAAUGAUGAAGUAUAUUAAUAUUGAUUCCUAUGGUAGUUGUUUAAAUAAUGUCAAGCAAACUGAAAAAACUGGAAGAUUUGCAAGUGAUGCAAUGGAUGUUAAACAAUCUUUUAUUAGUAAUUAUAAAUUUUAUUUAGCAUUUGAAAGUUGUAAUUGUUUAGAUUAUACAACAGAAAAGGCAUUACAUGCAUUAAAGGUUGGUACAGUACCAGUGGUUAUGGCUCAUCCCCAAACUUUAAAAUACUUACCAGAGGGUUCAUUCAUUUACACUGGCGAUUUCAACUCUGUAAAGGAUUUAACAAACUAUUUAAAAUAUUUGGAUACAAACACUGAAGAAUAUUUAAAAUAUUUCAAUUGGCGUUUCAAUCAAUCAAUCAUUGAAAAAUGGAGAACUAUUAAUGAUUAUCCUUUUAGACCAAAUAGUAGAAAUUGGGUUUGUCCAUUAUUUCAUCAUUAUCAAAAUUGGAAAAAUGGUAAAAUUCAUUCUCAAACUUUGCAUUCAACUCCAUACAAUGAUUUAUGUUUACCACCAAAUAUAAUUAAAAUUUAA